ACGAUAACGUCCCAGUGUGGUUCCACUUACGAAAUCGAGCCUCAUUUUACCAAAGCGUACAGGAGCUUCGCACGUACAGCUAGAUUUGCUCGUGGUGGUAAACAUCGUCUUUUGCUACAAUGGCCGAACUCUCCAUCAAUUUCAGGCGGCCCCAUGAGUUGGACAGAAGUCGCAUUCAGAAGCAGGGCAAGGGGCUGGACGCAAAGAGCGGGCUGGAGGCCGAGCGGCUGGACAGUGGGAUUGACUCCAUGCCGGAGGGCAGCGUGAGCAGCGUCACCGAGCAAAUGGACAAUCUCAGCGUCAACUGCGAGAGUGUGGAGGAGGCGGCUCCGUGCCAGAACUGGACACAGUUCAGGAGUGAGGAUGGUGACACGUUCCUUAACCUGGCCAUUCUGCACAAUUGCCCAGAAAUUGCCAUCCACCUCGUGAGGUCCAACACAUCUGUCAUCGACCUCUGCAACUCGUCCCAGCAGUGUCCACUGCACUUGUCAGUCAUUGUGGGCCUGCCGGAGGUGACCAGGGAGCUGGUGCAGGCCGGUGCCGAUCCGGAGAGCACAGACUACCUCGGCAACACCGCCCUGCACCUGGCCUGUGAGCAGGAAAACCUGGAGUGCAUGAACGCACUCCUUGAUCCAAUCCUGACCGGAACCGGUGGCUGGCGCCAAGACCUAGAAAGGUGCAAUUACAGCGGCUACACGUGUCUACACAUUGCGGUGAUGAGAGGACGUUAUGAAGCUGUUCAGAAACUGCUAGAUUCAGGAGCCAACGUUAACACUCAGGAACCGAACAGCGGGAGGACCCCCUUGCACUUGGCAGUCGAGUUCCAGCGCCGUGACGUGGUGCAGCUCCUCAUUGAAUGCGGAGCGGACGCGAACCGACUGAUGUACAACAGUUGUACAGCCUUCCACCUCACCGCCGGCCGGCCGGACCUGGAGAUCCAGAACCAGCUGUUCAAGCUGACCAACUCCUCGCUGAUCCCACUCUACGAGUCCUCGGACUCAGAGUCCGAGGCGGACUGGGAUAUCCAAUCGGACUGUGAUAUGCCUUUGGAUUACGAUGACCUUCAGAUAGGAGGCCACUCUCUGCACUGAACAAUAUCGUGGACCUUCUCGGUCCAACUGUGAUAACAGUUGUGUCAUCAAAGUGGAACCACCAGCAGACACUGUACUUUCCAGGCUGGAUCACAGAUCCUCCCACUCUUCCUUCGAGAGAGGGAGAGACUUGACAGCCUCAAGUCCAAGCAGAGCAGGUCGCUCCCUCCCUGUCAGUGGGGCUCAGGAUGUGGAGUGAGGUUGGCUAAAACUGGAGAGGGGCUGAACGUGCAGAAAGCUGGCAGGCAAGAACAACCCAGAGAGUUCCUCAAGCCUGUCACUUAAAGCCACCUUUCCCCACCUACCCAACCCUUCAACAGUAGCUCAUUCGACGCCUUUGCUGGACUUUGAAUUCCAUUGGAUAUGAUGAACUGACAAGUGGGACUUUGGGUGGGAAUGCCGAUCUCCCUGCCCCACCUCUCCUAUCCUUGCGUUAUCAGGCACAUGGGUUGUAUACCCAGGCUGAGAGUUGUCAGGUCCAAGCCGCGAUGGAUCUUCGUUGGGAUUUGGACUGGUCUGGUCUCUUCUGGAACUGCAGAUGGACAUCUACAAGGAAGCGAGAGACUCAGUGAUCUAGUCCUGCCACACCUCGGGCCUGGGUGGUACACACUCCCUCCACUCGUGGGAUUCUUAUGCAGAGAAGUCACGGAGGGCAAGGGCCCUCCCGCGUUACUCCAGUGUCUCGAUUCUGGUGCGCUGGGAACAGCGGUCUGCCCCUUCGCAACCUUGUCCCAGCCCUCGGAAGCUGAGUUCCAGAGCUCAGUUACUCCAUGGCUGUACACUCCUCGUGAGGAAUGUCUCUGCUUUCCCUCCAGGGGAAUCAGUAACAUUUCUCAAGAGUCACAACUUUGACCCCCCUUCCUUUCUUGCCAACCUCAAUGCAAACAUACAGACAAUGCGCUUCGUGACACCCCAGCCAUUGUCUUGAGUUUCUUGUGCACCCUUUGUCUGAUUAAAUGACCGAACCCCGGUACGUGUACCAAAUUCUGACAGCCAGUGGCUCCACUGGACAAGACAGUCAGACAGUCUCUGCAGCUUGCCACAGGCACAUUAGACACUAAUGCUUUGUAUGGUUCUUGAAUCAGAAAGUCAGGGUAACAUAGGAAAACUGAAUAUUAUGGGUUGUAGAAUAAUGUUGAUUUCCUUUGUGAGUUUUAACCUUUUUAUUCUGAUGGUUUUGUCAUUUUCAUGUGGAUUUUCAUCAAUAGGCAGGACAGUAAAACUCAGACAAUCCAUUAUCCAAUUAUUUGGUGACCUUGAAGGUUUGGCACUUGAGUCACUGGAUACUGAUUCCAUUUUAUUUUCUGUCUCCAGCACAUUGGGGCCACUGUUCUCAUGUUCCCUGUUCACUCUCCAGUGUUUCUGUAAACAUGAAAUUCCUUCCCCACCCCAUCUUAUUCUGGCUUCUUCCCCCCCCCCCCCCCACUUUCCAGUCCUGAAUCGGAUCUCAGCUGAAAGCGUUGACUGUUUAUUCCUCUCCGUAGACGCUGUCCAGCCUGCUGAGUUCCUCCAGCAUUUUGUGUAUGUUCUCAUUGGGAAAUAUUGUUUAACCUUUGUUGAGAGUGUUCUAUGAAGGAAAACGAUGAUAGACUAGUACAUCUGAGCACACCAGAUAAAUGGAAUAUUCCCACACUCUAAAGCAGGCAGUGGAAUUUAAGCCUCGCCAUACUCACUCACUACCCAUUAGGUCUGUUGACACUUAGGGCAGCAGUGAAGGUCCCCCAUCUCUGGGGGUGUUCAGGGCUUCCUUCAUCAUGUCAGUAGCUUCCUCUCAGUUUUCACUACUGUCAGUCAUGCAAAUCCCAGGUGGAGACUCAGGAAUACCGUCACACUCCGAUGUAGAAGGAUUCUUCAUUGCUGUUUCUGUUUGACCAGUCAGGGUUGUUGGCUCUGAGAUGAAGCCCCGAAACUGGAGGAGCAGUGGAUCACUCUUAGUCUAGCCUCUACCCUUUGACCUGCUUGGAAUGGGUAACCCUACCACCAGCCAGACUUCAGUCCGCUUCAUUCUCAAGGCAGACGAGCCUCUAAAGCACGGUAGUGGUCCUCUCGGAGAAAGUUCUACCAUUGGCAUGGACUAGAAGGGCUGUUUUCCGUACUGUAAUUGUUAUAUGGUACUAGAUGUCUACAUGUGGGCAGAGAGUGGAGUAUCCAGCCACCACCACACUUUGCUUGGAAUUCAAUUAUUUACCUUUGGGCUCAGCUCGCGUAUUGAAAUGUACAAAAGCUCAGCAGGUUAUAUAUUUAUGAAGAUAGGAAAAAUAUUUAGUCUAUCUAGAUUUCUCUAUGUCACACAAUGGUGAAGCGUUGCUUUGACUGACGUAGCCAGGCCAUCUCCCCAUCUACCAACAGAGUGGGAAAAAUCCUGUCUGGGCCGCAAACCCUGCCAUCCCAGGCAAUCUGGAUCACACUGCCCAAGUACUUCCUGUAAAUCCGUUUUCAUUCUACACAGUGCAGACAUGACACUUUCCCGGUGACCAAACGUUCAGUGAAGUGACUGAAUCAAAAUUAAACUCAAAGAUCAAAGUAAAUUUAUUGAAGUAUAUACUUGUCACCAAAGUACAUUUGUUAUCAAAGUAUUAUGCGGUAUGCAACCGUGAGAUUUGUUUUCCCAGAGAGACCCCCGAAACAAAGAAACACCACGGAAACCAUUCUAAGAAAAUCAUUAAACCCCCAUCGCCACAAAAAAGAACAAACUGCAAAACGGUAAAGAAGCAAGCAAAAAGCACAGAAUAUAAAACAUUGAACCACAAAGUCAUUGCAAGAACUUAGGAAUGUUCAGUUCAGUUUAGUUCAAUUUGGAGCUGUGUUGUUCAUUGGCGACAGAGUCAGUCCACCCCAAUCAAAAUCACACAAAAUAUUAAAAAGAAGCAAUCAGAAACUAGACUCGCAUCCUGACAUAAACUACAAACUGCAUCGACGAAGACUUCUCCAAGAGUAGAUACAAAGAAAUACAAUAGAAUCGAUGAAGAACUACACACAAAGAAAGACGGGUAAACAACGAACGUUCAAAAGAUGAGAAGCUAUGCAAAUACAAACAAAAACAGAUAAAUAUUGAGAACACAAGAGUCCUUGAAAGCGAAACUUGCAGAAGUAGAGUGAGGUACUGAAAAUGUAAACCGACUGAUUCUAUUUAUCUAUUGAUACAAGGUGGCCUCGGUUUGUAAACUGAGGCAUUUGUACAGAAUUGUUUUGCAGAUAGAUUUAUCUGAAGCAGAAGACUUUAUUUGAUGUUUUGGGAAAGACAAAACAGGAAAGUGACAUGCAUUUGUAAAUAAUGUCUGACAAACUCUAUUUUUAUA
Molecule: messenger RNA, 4390 nt
Organism: Hypanus sabinus (Atlantic stingray)
Lineage: Eukaryota; Metazoa; Chordata; Chondrichthyes; Myliobatiformes; Dasyatidae
Product: NF-kappa-B inhibitor alpha-like
Exons: 6
Coding region: 120-1091 (323 amino acids)
Molecular function (GO): protein binding
Source: RefSeq, a predicted model, not a curated record